Cyanistes caeruleus (blue tit) is the source of this 1333-nucleotide messenger RNA. Lineage: Eukaryota; Metazoa; Chordata; Aves; Passeriformes; Paridae. The record is from RefSeq and is a predicted model, not a curated record.
CCCGGAAGUGUUGCCAUGGCGGCGGGCGCCCUCCGAGAGCUCGUGGCCGCGCUGGAGACGCACCGGGGCCGCGACCGGGCGGACGAGGACGCGCUGCUGCGGGGGCUCUCGGUGCUCUGCAACGUGGCCAACCAGCUCUACUACCCCUGCGAGCACCUGGCGUGGGCCGCGGAUAUCGGCAUCGUCCGCGCCGGCUCCCAGAAGUGGUGGACGCGGAGCACGGCGCUGUGGGGCUGUGCCCUGCUCCUGGGCAUCCUCCGAUCCCUGAGAAUCUUGUUCCAGUUAAGAAGAAAACUGAGCCAGCAGAAGUGCAGCACUUCUUCACCUCAGAGCCAGCAGAAGCUGAGAGCCCAGGUGAAGGCUGAAGUUUUAAGCAUCCUCAUGAACACAGCAGAUCUCUCCAACGCAAUCCACUGGCUGCCUCCAGGAUUCCUCUGGGCAGGAAGGUUCCCUCCAUGGUUGGUAGGACUCCUUGGGACCAUCUCCUCCCUGAUUGGAAUCUACCAGGCAUCAAGAGGAGCAAAUUCUGAAGCUGCUUAAGCCAUAACUGAGCUUCACAAGCCCAGUUUUCACACGGUAAAAGUGCCUUUAGUGAGGCAGGGUGUAUUUUAAGAUAUCCCAUAAUUGGGACUGGAAUCCAGAUGCCUGUUGCAGAAGGGAUUGUUUGCAGUUGACAAUUUUUAUCACUCUUCAUCAGAGAAAUAAUUCUGAAAAUCAAGAAUCUCCUACAAUGGGUAAAUCUGAGGGGAAGACAGCUGCUUCCAUCUGUCCCAAAAGAUAAAUGCAACCUCCCAGAUUUUCUGCUACUUAAAAGAGCACAAUGGCCACGGUUCUGUCACAGAGAACUGGUCAGGGAUGAAUCCUGAGAGUUCACACUCUGGGCUCGGUGCUUGGUGCUGCAUCUGAGCCAGGGAUGGGAUCCCUGUUCUGGGGUUCUCCAGGUAUUUUGGGCUUUGGGCUCAGAGCCCAGAGCUCAGACAGAGCAGGGGUGUUGUUUGUGACAGUUGUGUUUCUGUAGAGGCGAGGGGGACAGGAAAUCGCCACUGGAAGCAGCGUGAACCUUCCUAGCCCGCCUUGCCCGUUUAAGGAGAAAUGUUGGAAGUUGAGACUUCCCACAGAGCUGAGGCUCCAGCUGUGCCUUUGUGGAAUGCCACCGGGUGGAGCUCUUCCACCAGGCUGUGGCAGCUGCUGUGGACUUUUUUUUUUAAUUAAAAAAAAAAAAUAGCAGGAAAUUUAUUAAUCACGUUUCAAAGGAGCAAUCAAACCAAUGCCGAGAUGGGGUUUGCAGUUACAGUUCUGGGCGUUGUCAAUAAUAAACGACACAAAUGCUUCA